This is a messenger RNA of Macrosiphum euphorbiae (potato aphid), 864 nucleotides long. The record is from the annotation of a GenBank genome assembly. NCBI's taxonomy places the organism in Eukaryota, Metazoa, Arthropoda, Insecta, Hemiptera, Aphididae.
AUGAAAAUUGAUACUAAACCAAACGAAUCAAAAUUAUCGAAAUUAACUGCGAUAUCUGAUAAAGAUAAAUCAAAUAUCACAGAGUCAUCGAACAAUAUGAUGGAGAUAUCGAGUAUAACGCCAAUUUUAGAAAUUUCUGAUAGCAACGAAAAUGUUGAAUCAAGUCAUUCGAAGAUAAUUUCUGUUACUCAACAACACAGUAUCGAUUACAACAAUCCUCCAUCAUGGGUACAUAUGACAGAUGGCUUGAGAAUAACUUUGAUUUUGCAUGGCCCGGAUCAGGGUAAAAAUAUCGAUUUUAGAAGUAUUCAAACAAAAGAUGGACGUCGAUUUCUUCCUCAUUGGUUCAAGAAACAGUUACCCAACAGUGAAACCAUAGACCGUAAUUGGUUAAUUUACUCCAAGAAUAAAAAUGCUUUGUUCUGUUUUCCUUGUUGCCUGUUUGAAUAUCGACAAAGUCAGAUACCUUUGAUUGCUAAUCGUCAAGAAGGGUUUUCUGAUUGGAAAAAUAUAAAUAGAAUUGAAGAUCACGAAACUUCACCAGAUCAUCGAAAAUACUUUUUUCAAUGGAAGACCUUAGAAGCUAGAUUGAAAAACUCACAAAGUAUUGAUAAAUCAUUGCAAAACGCAAUUUUCUUAGAAAAAGAGCGGUGGCGUCACAUCCUUCGAGCGAUUUUAAAUUCGAUUUUAUUUUGUGCUAAAAACAAUUUAGCAUUACGAGGCUCAACGUCAGAAAUUGGAGUACAGGGAAGUGGCGUAUUUUUGGAUAUCAUUGAAUUACUCAGUAAGUACGACAAAACACUAGAAGAGCUUAUUUCAAAUCAUACAAAAAGGUCAGUAAACUAUCUGUCUGAGCGCACCUAG